AUGGCGCCGUGGAUCCUCGGAGACAAAUUCAACACAGUCUACCCUCAUAAGGGGUCUAUCAAGGCCCUCUGGGAGACUAAGUGGAAAUUCUGCUGCCAGAAAUCCGUGUAUCCGUUCCACGAUGGCAUGUACGAGGACUUCGAGCCCAUCUUUCAGAGGCUGAUUGCGGAGAACAUCAACGAUGCCUUCACGGACGCCUACACCAACGCGUUCCUGCCCACCGUCACGGCACUGGAGAACGAAGCCGCGGAAGCCAUGAGCGCCGGCAAAAAGGACCGGGCAUCAGACCUGUACCGUCGUGCAGCGGUGGUUCUCCGAAUCUCGCGCUUCCCCUACGUCAGCCCGUCGACCAAGCCCGAGACAUCUAUCAAGCGCGCUGCCUUUGAGCGCCAGAAGCACCUGUACCUCAAAGCAGCUUCGAUGUGGAGUCCUCCAAUUAAGGAAGUGGUGAUUCCGCACGCACGCCGUGCGGGCAAAGACGGUGCCCAGAUCCCGCUGUACGUGCGGCUGCCGGAGGAAGCCAGCGCACAGAACAAAGUGCCCGUCGUGCUGCUGAUGACGGGGCUGGAUGGCUACCGUCCUGACAACAGCCAGCGCACGCACGAGAUCAUUGGUCGCGGCUGGGCGACUGUUAUCUGUGAGAUUCCAGGCACCGCGGACUCGCCUGCUGAUCCCGCGGACCCGGAGUCGCCUGAUCGUCUUUGGUCCAGCGUUCUGGAGUACAUGGCUCAGCGGCCGGAGUUCGAUAUGACCCGUGUCGCGGCUUGGGGUCUGAGUGCUGGUGGCUUCUAUGCUAUUCGUGCUGCUUGUACGCACCGUGAUCGUCUGGCUGGAUCUGUUGCUCACGGUCCGGGUUCUCAUUACUUCCUGGAUGGUGAGUGGUUGAGCCGCGUCAAUGACCAUGAGUACCCUUUUACACUCACUCCCUGUCUUGCGGAGAAAUUCGGCUACACCGAUGUAGCCGACUUCGAGAAGAACGCGCAGAAGAAAUUCUCUCUCGUCGAGACCGGUGUUGUCGACCAGCCCAACUGCCGACUUCUGAUGCUCAACGGUGUGAACGACGGCGUUGUACCCAUCGAGGACUCCAUGGUCCUCUUCAGCCACGGCGGUCCCAAAGAAGGACGAUUCUUCAACGGUCUCGUGCACAUGGGAUACCCGGAUAGUCUGCCAGUUGCCUACAAAUGGCUGGAGGAUGUGCUUUCUCCUAACGCUCCGGCAGCAAAGAACUAA
Penicillium lagena is the source of this 1230-nucleotide messenger RNA. RefSeq names its product heptaketide hydrolyase ayg1 (gene ayg1). NCBI's taxonomy places the organism in Eukaryota, Fungi, Ascomycota, Eurotiomycetes, Eurotiales, Aspergillaceae. The transcript has 6 exons. Bases 1 to 1230 code for a protein of 409 amino acids. The record is from RefSeq and is a predicted model, not a curated record.